Molecule: messenger RNA, 2287 nt
Organism: Brassicogethes aeneus
Lineage: Eukaryota; Metazoa; Arthropoda; Insecta; Coleoptera; Nitidulidae
Source: the annotation of a GenBank genome assembly
GCGAACAGGCUUAAAAUUAUCGAUUUUUGACGAGAGCGACCGAGUGUCGGUAGAAAGGCGAUGACAGCGGUGUUUGGUAGAAAAUUGGUUUAUUUCGCAAAGUUGUUCCGCUUCGCGCGGUGCUUGUCACCUAAAUCUCGCAAACGCGAAUUAUUUUACCAUGAAAAUAACAAACAUACUUUGAUCAUGUGCCCAAUCGAUUUCGUUUAGUACAUUUUAAAAUUUAAUUUUUGUUCAUCUUCAGGUCGGCGUAAAUUUAUUUUCCGUUACAUCGUUUUUUAUCAUAACCUUUAUUUUCAUCAAAAAGUAUAUUUAACUAAGAAAAUCCGGAAAAUCAUGGAAAAACCAAGUGACAAUCAGAGAACUGUCUACAAGCUGGUUCUUACCGGCGGUCCAUGUGGUGGAAAAACCACGGGACAAGCAAGAUUAUCCACUUUCUUCGAGAACCUUGGAUGGAAAGUUUUUCGUGUACCUGAGUCAGCAUCUGUUUUAUUAAGUGGGGGUAUAAAAUUCAGCGACCUAAGCGAAGAAGAAGCCUUUUGCCUUCUACCAAAAAUUGAAAAGGUCGGUGAACCAUGCGAGGCUAGGGAGUCACAGUGCGAGGCCGUCAAAUUCCAAGAAAAUUUGCUAAAGACCAUGCUUCAAAUUGAGGAUACUUUUUUCGAAUUGGGACGGACCUGCAAAAGAAACUGUCUGAUUAUUUGUGAUAGAGGCGCCAUGGACGCUUCAGCAUUUAUUGCCAAAGACAAAUGGGAAACCAUUAUGAAAGACAACAGCUGGAACAACGUAGAAUUAAGAGACAAUCGCUAUAAUCAGAUAAUUCACAUGGUUUCUGCCGCCACAGGAGCUGAAGAAUAUUACUCCACUGAGGACCACAGCUGCCGUUCGGAGGGAAUCGAGCUGGCUCGUGAGCUGGACUCAAAGGCUGCCGCCUCCUGGGUCGGCCAUCCAUACUUCGACGUCAUUGACAACUCGACCGAUUUCGAAGGGAAAAUCCGACGCAUGUUGGUGUCGGUGUGUCACAAGAUCAGCAUAGACACCGGAGACCGUCUUCUAAAGGACUCCCGCAAACACAAGUACUUAAUCAAAGGACCGCUUCCGGACGAAGCCGUGUUCCCGCCCUUCCAGGACUUCGAGGUCGUGCACAACUAUUUGCAAUCGAAUUCGCCGAACCAAGUCAGACUGCGCAAGCGUGGACAGAAAGGUUAUUACAGUUAUAUUCACACUGUAAGAAGACAAAACAACCCGGGUGGGCAAGUGAUCGAAGUGAAAACCCAAAUAACACACAGGGACUAUAUUAAUCUGUUGACGCAAAGGGACGAGUCCCAUUUUACCGUCUACAAGAAAAGGAGGUGCUUUAUUUUCAACAACCAGUACUUCCAACUGGACAUCUACGUUCAACCAAGUCAUCCAAGGUGUCAAGGACUAAUGUUAUUGGAAACCUAUUCUGCAUUAGACGAGGAAAGUUUAAAGAAAACUUUGCCCACAUUUUUAGAUAUUCAACAAGAGGUUACAGGCAAUCCUCACUACUCAAUGUACAACCUUUCUUUGAGGGAAGAUUGGAGACACUCAAAAAAAUUCUGCAGUUCUGUUAAUGGACCUCAAGAUAUGGCAUAUCAGGAUGAGCAUGAUAAAGAUAUACCAAACCUAAACCGGAGCAUUUCUAAUGGACACGAUUGCAAGCAGGCCCUAAAAUUGAACGGGCAUUCCGAAUUGAACAGCUCGGCGCCGAUGAACGGCAAGGCUUAGUGUGAUACAAUUGUAUUUUUUCUUCUCGGAUAGCAGUAAUUAGAAGUUAAUGUCCUUAAGUUUCUUUAAAUAUUUUACCAGUUUAGUAGAGGUGGUAACUUAACGCCAUUAUAUACUUAAUGUAUAGUAUUAAUUAACUUUUUAGUUAAUAGAGUUACUAGAGGCUCAAAAAAUAUUUUUAAAAGCACUAGACUUCAUAUGAUUUUAUAGGGAUUUAAUUUUCUAGAUCAGUAUUUUACAUAUUUGCCUAAUCAUUUUAAAUUUUUAAAAACUGUACCUGCUUUUGACUAAAUUGUAUAUUCUGGAAUAUUACUAUCUAUCUAUCUAUAUUAAAUGUAUAUGGGCUCAUUAUCCAAACUAAUAUUUUUAUCAAAUAAAAUAUUUUUAAUCAACAACAGAUUUAAACACCAUCAAAUUAAAUGUAUAUAAUUUAUGUACUUUUAUUGACAUCAGUAGGUACCUACUUAAAACAAGUACUUUUAUUAAAAUAUCUAAAUGCAUCCUCCUGUUUAAUAUUUAAUAAAUGUGUACAGGAAUA